AUGUCAUCCGGCCCUUGCACAUAUUGUCCGCCUUCCAAACCCUCCGUAAAGUCAUGGCAAACACGUACUCGAGCUCCCGAAACCUUUACCCUAUUCCCGAAACUUGCCCCCGAAAUACGAAUUAGGAUUUGGCGACUUGCCGCCUCCGAACCACGAGAGAUCAAGCUCUAUGUCCUGUCUCCAGAAUGGAUGGAUACCAAAAUGAAAGAGCAGACAAGAGCUCCAGCUAUUAUGCACAUAUGUCGCGAAUCACGAAUGAUGCUGAUUCUUGGUUUGUCUAGAGAGGAGGGAAAACGCUUCUACACUGUUUGCGUCGAAAAAGCAUCACUUUUGCACCGUCUCGGGUGGUCACCAACAAAUCCUGAGACAAUUUCUGGGGCAAAGAGCAUCGUUUGGGUCAAUUUUGGCAUCGAUCGCUUUGUCUAUGAGUCUGGUUACAACACUUCUUUCAGACGAUACUACGAAGUAGGCUUCAAUUUUGAGAAGUUCGUGUUGCAGCAGAUCCGACACUUGGGGCUCGCAAAUACAAAGGUGUCAAACUUGGUGUGGGGCAUCAAUGAGCUGUACUAUGGGCGCGUGUUGUCUAUUAAAGGGUUGAAGAGCUUCAAGAUUAUUCAAAGGAUGUCAGGGAUUGAGCAUAACAAGGGUUGUCCACUACGCGAGCUGAUAAUGGACAAGAUUCGCAAUGAGGUUGCAGUCAACAAGAAAAGAUGGGGCUGGAAGGUGCCAGCAAAGAUUGAGUGGAGGUCAAGGGAGGCGAAGCAUUUGCCACGACGAUCGGAGAAUGCCUCUGUUGUGACAGCCGAUGAGGAAAUGAUCUGGCAGUUCGAGGAGACCAUUAUUCUGUGA
Hyaloscypha bicolor E is the source of this 849-nucleotide messenger RNA. RefSeq lists its product as uncharacterized. The coding region runs from base 1 to 849 and encodes 282 amino acids. The record is from RefSeq and is a predicted model, not a curated record. The transcript is spliced from 2 exons. Lineage: Eukaryota; Fungi; Ascomycota; Leotiomycetes; Helotiales; Hyaloscyphaceae.